This is a messenger RNA of Camelina sativa (false flax), 4049 nucleotides long. RefSeq names its product disease resistance protein RML1B. NCBI's taxonomy places the organism in Eukaryota, Viridiplantae, Streptophyta, Magnoliopsida, Brassicales, Brassicaceae. The record is from RefSeq and is a predicted model, not a curated record. Gene Ontology annotation, molecular function: ADP binding; ATP hydrolysis activity. Gene Ontology annotation, biological process: defense response; signal transduction.
UGUGUGUAAGAUAAAGCUAUUUUAUUUUGGAGUUGUAUGUGUGACUAUGAAGCUCCCACGUCUCACCUCUCAACGUAUGAUUUAUUCCAUUCCGACAGAACUUUUUUCUUUCCGUCACUUAUUUAGUUUCUCUUUCUUUAAGUGUGAAAACUCUCAACACUGUAAAUACGCGUUUCCCCUGAACGACUCACCAUCACGAUCCUCUCUAAUGGCUUCUUCUUCGUGUUCCUCGGCUCGCACCUGGAGAUACCGCGUCUUCACUAGCUUCCACGGACCAGAUGUCCGUAAAACAUUCCUCAGUCAUUUACGCAGACAGUUUAACUUCAACGGAAUUACCAUGUUCGAUGACCAAGGGAUCGAGAGAAGCCAGAUAAUUGCUCCUGCACUCACGCAAGCGAUUAGAGAAUCUAGGAUCUCCAUCGUUGUGCUAUCAAAGAGGUAUGCUUCAUCGAGCUGGUGUCUUGAUGAGCUGUUGGAGAUUUUGAAAUGCAAGGAUGAUAUCGGGCAAAUAGUGAUGACGGUCUUCUACGGUGUAGAUCCAUCUGAUGUUCGCAAACAGACUGGUGAAUUUGGGGUCGCUUUCAAUGAAACUUGUGCUCGUAAAACAGAGGAGGAGAGGCGAACAUGGAGCCAAGUUUUGAACUAUGUGGCCAACAUUGCCGGAGAACACUUCCUAAACUGGGAAAAUGAAGCGAUAAUGAUUGAGAAGAUUGCAAAAGACGUUUUAGAUAAACUGAAUGCAACACGGUGUAGGGAUUUUGAUGGUAUGGUGGGACUUGAGGCUCAUCUGAGUGAAAUCCAGUCUUUGCUAGAUUUAGAUUAUGAUGGAGUUAAGAUGGUGGCAAUCACUGGUCCUGCUGGGAUUGGUAAGACAACCAUUGCCAGAGCUUUACAUGGUCUACUCUCUAAUAGGUUUCAACUUAGUUGUUUUGUCGACAACCUUAGGGGAAGCUAUCAUAGUGGUUUUGAUACGUAUGGUUUGAAGUUGCAUUUGCAACAACAGUUUCUUUCAAAGGUUUUGAACCAAAGUGGAAUGAGAAUAUGCCAUUUAGGCGCAGUAAAAGAAAAUCUAAGCGACCAGAGAGUGCUAAUCAUUCUUGACGAUGUGAACAAUCUAAAGCAAUUGGAGGCUUUGGCAAAUGAAACUACAUGGUUUGGUCCUGGAAGUAGGAUUGUGGUUACCACAGAAAACAAAGAACUUUUGCAGCAACAUGGUAUUAACAAUACCUACCAUGUGAGGUUUCCAUCUAGAAAAGACGCUCUCAAGAUCUUGUGUAUAUAUGCUUUUCGACAAACUUCUCCAUGUCAUGGUUUUGAAGAGCUUUCAGAACGUGUAACAGAGCUUUGUGGUAAGCUUCCGUUGGGUCUUUGUGUCAUGGGUUCAUCUUUACGCGGGAAGAAGGAAAACGAAUGGGAAGAUGUUGUGAGCAGGCUGGAAACAAUUCUUGAUCGAGAUAUUGAAGACGUACUAAGCGUUGGCUAUGAAAGUUUAGAUGAGAAUGAGCAAACGCUAUUUCUCCAUAUUGCAGUCUUCUUCAACUAUAGAAAUGGCGAUCUUGUGGAAACCAUGUUCGCUGACAGUGACUUGGAUGUCAAAUACGGGUUGAAAAUCCUUGAAAACAGAUCUCUCAUUGAGAUGGAGAUAUUUGCAUAUGGGAGAAAAAUAGUGAUGCACAGAUUACUACAACAACUGGGUAAAAAAGCCAUUCACAAACAAGAGCCUUGGAAACGCCAAAUCUUAGUAGAUGCUCCAGAGAUUUGUGAUGUUCUUGAAUAUGCCAAAGGUACUAGAGCUGUGUCUGGUAUAUCAUUUGAUAUAUCUAAUAUCGAUGAUGUUUCUAUCAGCGAGAGAGCUUUUAAGAGGAUGCCCAAUCUACGAUUCCUGAGAGUGUAUAAAAGUAAAAGUGAUGGGAAUUAUAGAAUGCAUAUACCAGAGGAGAUGGAGUUUCCGCGUCGUCUAAGGUUACUAGAAUGGGAGGCAUACCCAAGCAAGAGUCUUCCUCCUACGUUUAAUCCUAAAUAUCUUGUUGAACUUGAUAUGCAGCAAAGCGAGCUUGUAAAGCUCUGGGAAGGACCUCAGGCCCUUACAAAUCUCAAGAAAAUGAAUUUGUCAGCCUCCUACCAUUUGAAGGAACUCCCGGAUCUUUCAAGCGCUACAAAUCUGGAGGAAUUGAAUCUGGAGUAUUGCGAGAGUUUGGUAGAGAUUCCAUCCUCUUUUUCUCAUCUUCAUAAACUAAACGAGUUGUGGAUGGAUAACUGCAUAAACCUACAAGUCAUUCCAGCUCAUAUGAACUUGGCAUCCCUUGAAUGGGUCACUAUAAAAGGAUGCUCAAGAUUGAAAAAUAUUCCACUUAUGUCGUCGAACAUCAUCACACUGAAUAUGGUGGAGAAUGGAGAUGUGCAUCCAUCAAUCAGGCUUUGCUCUCGUCUCGAGUCAGUUAAUCUAGGAAACAGUGGAAAGCUCAAGGGUUUAACACAUCUCCCCAAAAGCGUCACAUAUCUAGACCUAAGCAAUUCUGAUAUUGAAAAGAUUCCAGAUUGCAUCAAAGCUCUUCAUCGGCUAGAAUACCUUUUUCUAUGUGGCUGCAGAAGACUCGCAUCAUUGCCAGAGCUCCCUCGCUCGCUCGUGUCCCUAAAGGCAGGUGGCUGUGAAUCAAUGGAGACCGUAUUUAGCCCUUUCAACACUCCAGAUGCGCAACUCAAAUUCACCAACUGCUACAAAUUGAGCCAACAAGCAACAAGAGCAAUUAUACAACACUCGUUUCAUUGCGCGAAGAACUAUUAUCCAAAACCGAGUAUGUUUUAUAUUCCCGGGACAUCGCUCUUACCUGGAAGAGAAGUGCCUGCAGAGUUUGAUCACCGAGCCAUGGGAAACACAUUGACUGUUAUUCUCGAUGUUAACAGGUCUUACGGUCGCUUUGUGUUUUGUGUCGUGAUUUCCCCUAAACAGCAAACCACAAUCGAUGACCCUCUUCCCACAUUAUAUUGUCGUUGCAUAGGUCAAAGCUACUUACACCCCUUCAAGUUUGUGCCCACUGAUCGCAUAGACUUUGAAAGGAAACAUCUCUUUACAUUUCGGUCUGGCUGGAUAAUAAAUAAAGAUCCCUCUCAAGUGAACAAAGAAUCUGAUGACUUGAGAGUAUUCUACCGACCUGAAGUGAACACAGAGAUGAUGUUCGAAUUCAGCAGCGAGUAUGACGACUUCGACAUUGUUGAAUGUGGUGCCAAGAUCUUGACCCAAGAAGAAAGCAUCGCAGGGAGCUAUGAAUCUGAAUCAGAGCAAGUGUUUGGAGGCAGCAAUGAGUUAGAAGAAGCCAUUGUAGACGAUACAGAAUACAAUGAAGCUACAAAUAUCGACGGCGAAACAUACACAGGUUGUUGGAGUUGGCUCUUCGUCUGCUUUGAUCUCUUGGUUUCAGGGAGAAGACGAUAGACGAAUCCAGAACUUGGUGACGUGAAAGCACGAGAGCAGUCUCCUGUAGCAAUCUCUAAGAGGAGCUCCUCACCAAGAACAUGGUCUUCUGUCACGUAGCUAAAGACGACUUAUACCCCGUCGAGAUCUCCAUCUUCGAAGGCGAUGUCCCCCCCAAAUUUCGAAGGGAACAUUUAUUUAUAUUUACCAUUCACCAUCGCUCGCCAUGUAUCGAUCCCUCUGAGGUAAAACAGGGAGAUAGUAUUUGAAUUCAGCAGCGAAUUACAAGAAUUGGAUAUUAUUGAAUGUGGUGCUCAGAUCUUGACGGACGAGUGGGACUAUGAAUUUGGAUUGUACCAGGACGACGACGUUGGGUUUGAAUCCAGCGAAGCCUCUGAAGACGACAUUGGGUUUGAAUCCAGCGGAGCCUCUGAAGACGACACCGAACAAGGUGACUCCAAAGAAGACGAGCAUCUUCGAACAGACGACGUCGUCCCCCAAACCAAAGCUUCCGUUAAACGACAUAUCGGAAGCUUGAUUUGGGAUGAGUAUAUUAUAUAAACGGAAGCUUUGGUUUGGGGAAGAUGAUGAUAACAUAUGGGCUUAUGCUGGGCCUAUAAGAAAAAAGUCUUCGUUA